This is a messenger RNA of Eruca vesicaria subsp. sativa (arugula), 1635 nucleotides long. The record is from the annotation of a GenBank genome assembly. NCBI's taxonomy places the organism in Eukaryota, Viridiplantae, Streptophyta, Magnoliopsida, Brassicales, Brassicaceae.
CUCCUCUCCUCUUCUUUUCUCUCUCUCUCUCUAGAGCUUUAUCUGCUCAAAAACAAAAAGACAAGAAAAAAGAGAGAAGAGAUCAUCAAAGAAGAAAGAUCAAAGAUGGUUUUUUCUUCAUUCCCCACUUAUUCUGAUUCAUCAAACUUGCAACAACAACAUCAACCAAUCACAACCACCGUUGGAUUCACGGGAAACAACAACAUCAGCCAGCAAUUCCUCCCUCACCAUCCCCUCCCACCGCAACCGCAACCACAACAAACGCCUCCACCACCUCACCACAACGGUAACGGUGGAGGAGGUGGUGGUCCCGGUGGACCUGGUGGACUAAUCCGGCCAGGUUCGAUGGCGGAAAGGGCAAGGCUAGCCAACAUACCACUGCCUGAAACAGCCUUAAAAUGUCCAAGAUGUGACUCAACUAACACCAAAUUCUGUUACUUCAACAACUACAAUCUCACUCAGCCUCGCCACUUUUGCAAAGCCUGCCGCCGUUACUGGACACGUGGAGGCGCUCUAAGGAGCGUUCCUGUUGGUGGUGGUUGCCGUAGAAACAAAAGAACCAAAAACAGCGGCGGUAGCAGCAGUAGUGGUAACAGUAAGUCACAAGAUAGCACCACAAGCAAUGACCAAUACCAACACCGAGCCAUGGCUAAUAAUCAGAUGGGACCACCUUCUUCCUCGAGUUCUCUGAGCUCGUUGCUAUCUUCUUACAACGCUGGAUUGAUCCCCGGACAUGAUCAUAACAACAAUAACAACAACAUACUUGGACUUGGAUCAUCUUCGUCUCCUCUUAAGCUCAUGCAUCCUUUAGACUUCACAGACAACUUCACCUUACAGUACGGCGCCGUGUCAGCUCCUUCUUAUCAUACAGGCGGUGGAAGCAGCGGCGGAAACGGUGGUGGAGGAACUUCGGCUAUGUUGACCAGUUUGGACCAGUGGAGGUUCCCGGCAACACAUCACCAACUUCCUUCGGUAGGUGGUUUAGUCAAUUCUUCAUCUUCCAGGUUAUACCCGUUUGAUCAUCAAAAUCAAACGGGUGUGGAGCAGCAGAACCCCGGUUACGGAUUCGUCAUCGGGUCGGGUCAGUACUUAGCUAAGAACAUCUUCCAUAACCUUGUUUCCUCAUCUUCUUCUGCUUCAUCAGCUAUGGUUACAGCCACCACGUCGCAAUUAGCUUCAGUGAAAAUGGAAGAUAGUAACAAUCAACUCAACAUGUCUAGACAACUUUUUGGAAAUGAACAAGAGCUUUGGAACAUUCAUGGGACUGCAGCAUCAACAGCAGCGGCAACAACUAGUUCGUGGAGUGAUGUCUCUAAUAAUUUCAGUUCUUCUUCUACUAGCAAUAUAUAAUCAGACAUCACUCCGAGGAUCUAAUCUGUCUGAUGGCAAUACUUUUAUUAAUUUCUUAUUGGUGUGGUAUGAUCUUAUGUACUUAGUUGGAAGUUAGUACAUCGAUCGAUCUUGUAGGUUUCGUUUUGUUUUAUUAUAUUAUAUUGCAACUACUAGUUUUGGGGUUUUACUUCUUCUUUUUUUGUUUUCUUGGAUUCUCUUGGUUGUUUUUCAGAUUUAAAUUUAGGGUUUCUUCUGUUACAAAAUAUUAUUUUUCAUUUAGUAUGGUGGUUUGAUGAGUUAAGA